UUUCCAACAAGCUAAUAACAAUUUUUUGGAAGUAAAUUAUGCUUGUUGAGCACUGAAUGAAUUGCGAGCAUAGUGUAGAAGUUGAUAACGUUUCCUAUAAUUUCUCGUCUUCGAUCAUGCGUCGUUUUAGUCUGUCACUGCACUUCAUACGAAGAAAAUGUCUGCCUUUUCCUUGGAUGAGGCAAUCAAAAAUAUUAGAGAUGAAAGAGCUAUUAAUCAACUUGUUGGUUCAUUAGAGAAAUCUUUAGAGCGUCAAUCGGGUUCUGUGCAAUAUAGGAAUGGCAAAUGUGAUUUAAUAGAAUCGUGUGAUGACUUGACGACAUCAGCAAAUGAUUCACAAAAUAAUGUGUCUUCGUUAUCAUCUAUAACAAAUAGCGCAAAUCUCACAAAAUCAAUUGAAACAAAUAUAAUUAAUAGUAAUGCUCAGUCGACUUUAAACAAUAAUAAUAAUCACAUACAGCAGCACCAUAAUAAGCAUCAAAUUCAGCAAGGAGGAGGAGUCAUAAGUCAUCAGCAAAUUUUUACAAAUUUCGUUGCUGCUGGACAUCAGCAAAUCAACAACAUUAACAACAAUAGUAAUAAUAAUAAUAACAAUCGCAGUCAGGAUCGUUUAACAAAUAUGCCAAAGAAUGAACCUGUGAAAUUAGCAUAUCCUACGACACAGGCAUCGAAUAUAGUGACUAUGAAUAAUAAUCGUGUCACAUUUACAACAAGUUCCGCUCCCGUUCAAAAUGGUACAAUAACAUUAUCACCAAUGACUGCAAAUCAAUUGACUCAACCAAAUCAACAGCAGCAAGCUACCGUCAUGCAACAACGUGCUGGUCAGCAAGCUCCAACAUUAAUCUUUAAGAAUGCAAGUAGUUCGGCACAAGGCACGUUGACUUCAACGCCGGUUACGUUUACAAAGGCAAAUAGUCAGGGUACUGGUUCGAACAUUGUUGCACUACCGAGUAAUUUAUUGGUAAAUAUUCGACCACAGACAGCAGCUGGUGCUCAAAAUGUGCAAAAGAACACGGUUGGACAGCAGCGUGUGGUGAAUGUUAUAAAUCAACCAAUGGUUAGGCCACAAAGUAAUACGUUCAUUGCGGGCUAUCAUAGAGACAACACAAACUAUUAUUCAGGCAACCAGAUAACACUUUCUGGCCUUCCGCAAAAUGUGCAAGGCAAUACGAUACUGCUGAAGCAAGAUAAUGGCUCUUAUCAACUGUUAAGAAUUAGUACGCAGCCAGGAGCUCAAGUAACGCCAGGCUUAACGCCGACUGCUGGAAGUACUAUUCGUUUACAGACCGUACCCGCUUCUUCAAUAGCACCAAGUAGUACGAUCUUAGUAAGCACAUCAUCAGCAAAUCAACAGCAGCAACAACAGAUUCUCACGACUCAAUCUACGCCUGUUGUUUCUGUUUCCCAAGUGCCCGCUCUUACAACGACCCAUACACAUCAAGUACAAAGUCAACCUACUCCGACAGUUGUUGUACAGCAAACAGGAACAAAUUCAUCCAUUAAUACAACAUCGACAGGAGGUGUCGUUGUGACUCAAUCACCCGCUCAACGAAAUGAUAAUGCCAAAGAAAAGUGUCGUAAAUUUCUGACAAAUCUUAUUGAUUUAUCGAAACGUGAACCAGCACAGGUGGAAAUGAAUGUAAAAACACUGAUACAAGAAUUAGUCGAUGCAAAUGUCGGGCCAGAGGACUUUUGCAAAAAAUUAGAAAAUUUACUCAAUGCUGCACCUCAGCCGUGUCUUGUUGGAUUCCUUAAAAGAAGUCUUCCUCUUUUGAGGCAAUCUCUUGUGACGAAAGAGACAGUAAUAGAAGGAAUUAAUCCGCCAAGUCCGAGUGUGGCGUUUUCAGGAGCGACGAUAACAACAACUCAAAUUCCCGCCCAGAUACGUCCGAUAGGUCAAACAGUGAUGUCAGGAAUAGGCCAAACGCAAAUACGAAUGGUGCAGCAUGGACCAAGAAUAGGACAAACUACAAUUAGACCAACAACGCCGCAACAAAUUGUGAGAACAGCCACUCCGACAAUGAGACCAUUAACAACAAUUAGAGGACAAACGACUAUUGUGCAAACGCAAGCAAAUAAUCAACAAGUGCCGGCACUUCAUCCUGUGGGUGGUACGACGAUAAUUUCUAGUGGAACUGCUCAGAUUCGUUCUCAAGCUUCGCCUAACAUAACACGUCCACAAAAUCAAGCGUCGUCUGUUCAGAUACGACCCACGGGUACGCAAGUGCGUGCACAAAAAGUCCCGUCACUUCCAAACUCUUCUUCCGUUCAAGUGACGAAAUCGCAAGCAUCUACCGGUGCGCAAUUAAAACAAAUUGUAACUAAUAAUAAUGUAAAUAUCAAUAAUAACAAUAAUACAAAAAAUAACAACAAGAAUCAAGUUUCCAUCGCUGUGGUUUCAACAAUAAAUAGCACACACGUGACGAAUAGUAAACCGAGCACUACUAGUCCCAAUAAAUCACCAAUUAAAUCUAAUGCUAUUUCUAAUUCCCAUCCUUCCACGACACAAUCAUCCACGACUCCUACAAAAUCACCAACAUUCAAUAAUAAUAAUAAUAAUAAUAAACCGCAUCAUGAAAAUAAAAAAUCUCAGGGUUCAGCUCAAAAGGCGAAGGAUAAGAAGACCUCAUUAGCAUCAGUUGUAGCUGCGACAGCAUCAAGUGGGAGCGGUUCCAAUUCAAUAUCAAAUAACUUCUUUCCAACAUUCGGUGAUGAUGAUAUUAAUGAUGUCGCGGCUAUGGGUGGCGUUAAUUUGGCUGAAGAGAGUCAAAAAAUUCUCGGAUCGACUGAGUUUGUCGGCACACAGAUACGUUCAUGUAAGGAUGAAGUCCUUCUAAAUCUUUCCGUGUUGCAACAACGUAUUAGGCAACAAAUGGCUCGUCAUGGACUUGACGAGCCCUCGACUGACGUAGCAGUUCUCAUAUCUCACGCAACACAGGAGCAUCUUAAAAACAUUAUCGAGAAACUGGCGGUGAUAGCUGAACAUAGGAUAGAUAUUCUAAAGAUGGACAACAGAUACGAAAUGACAACAGAUGUUCGUGGACAAAUUAAAUUCUUAGAAGAACUAGACAAAGCCGAGCAAAAACGUCACGAAGAGGUGGAGCGUGAAAUGCUAUUACGUGCUGCAAAAUCACGAUCAAAAACAGAAGAUCCAGAGCAAGCAAAACUCAAAGCAAAAGCGAAAGAGAUGCAGAGAGCUGAAUUAGAAGAGAUGAGACACAGAGAGGCAAAUAAUACAGCCUUACAGGCCAUCGGUACGAGAAAACGAAAGAUUGAUUCUGAAUCAGCAACGUCAUUGACUGGAAAUGGAACGAAUGUCGGCUCAACGCCUAUGGUUAAAACAACAGCAGCACCACGUCCUCGUAUAAAAAGAGUUAACAUGAGAGACAUGAUAUUCUAUAUGGAACAAGAAAAGGAUACAUGUCGUAGCACAAUGCUUUAUAAAGCAUAUCUCAAGUGAUUUUCAGCUGUUUGGUUUUGCUACGAGACGAACUUGUUAUUAAAUUUUUCUGUUGCUUGUUUAACAUUUCAUUAGAAAUUUAAUUUAUGAAUUUUUUUUCCUUUCUGUUUAUUAAUAUAAUUUUUUUCUAAUAUAAUACAAUUAACUAAAUGCUGUAAAUCUUACAAAACAAACAAAAAAUAAACAUUAGGGACAUGAAUAUGAACCAAAAGUUAAGCGUGGCGGAUUGAGGAAAAGAAUAAUUAUGAUUUCUUUACAAUUUUAGUGCAUUUCUAAUCGAAUUAGACGGUAUAGUCCGCAUUCUGUUCGUCUGUCUGUCGUGUCACUGCUCAAAUUUAUUGGUUUUCAAAAAUAAAGGUUUUCAAAAUUUGAAUAUUUUAUUUGAACAAAUUUGAAUUUUUUCCGGUCGUUAGAUUUUGAAUCUAAUUUUACCGUUGAAAUUUGAAUCUUUGCAAGGAAAUUGCGCUAACAUCAAAAAUAAUUUUCCCAUGCAAUAGAAAAUGAAGGAAGAAAAACUGAUAGUUGUUAAUCUAUAAUUUAAAUAGUUUUAAGUAAGACAGAGACAUCAAAUUCUUUUUCAUCUUGAUACAAUUAAGAGGAUGCUCGAACGCCACUAGAAGUCAAUUUUUUUAAAGCCUCUAUCGGCACUGAUAAUAAUUUGAAGGAAAAAAAUUAAUUAAAUGAAAAAACAAAUAAAAAACGUGGAAUGAAUAUUAGAAAUUUAGUUUAGCCUAAAUUAAUUACUGUAUAAUAUUAAUAUAAUGAGAAAAACAACAGAGAAGAAUAUUUAGUUUAAGAAUGUCAUUUUUUAUGAAGCUCUAGCAUGCAAAGGGUGUAUCACUCUUGAUCACUGAAUUAAGACAGUCAUUACAGCUACAAUAGAAUUUAGAGAUGUAAAACGUUCCCCAAAUCCGUCUCUGGAUCUCUAGAUUCAAUCUGACAUUCAGAUUUUUAUGUUUGAGAUCUCAAUUGUUGCUGCUUCAAAAAACCACUUAAGUUUUGAAUGCUUAAGGUCUCUCAAACUUAAAAGAACAAGUCUACAGGCUGAAGUAAAGUAGACAAAAACCAGGGUUUUUGGGGGGGUUAACAUUAUUUCUAAGCGACCCCUUUGCAUGUUAGGGAUGAAACUUUUCAUGCUAUUUCAUUCGUUCUGUAUCUGUUUCCUUUUGUUUUAUGUUUGGACUUAAAAAAUUCUUUUGAGUCAUUUAAAAAUUAUGAAUUUUAACGGUUUUUAAAAAUUUGAAAACAACGGGUUUUAAUUUUUUGAAAACUAGUGGUUUUCAAAAAUUUGAAAAUUCGACAUUUUUAAAAAUUUGAAAAUCUUUAAAACUCAACGGUUUUAGGUAUAAAAACUUUCUUUUUUUUAUAAUUUCAAAAAAGUAAAAUGAAAAAAAAUGUUGGGGAUAUAUAAAAUAAAUUGUGUGCUGUGAUACAAUUUAUGCAACAAAACUGAAGUAAUAGUUUGUUUUUUUGAUAUGAAAUAGGCCCAGAAAAUUUAUGUAAUUCACUGCCUCUAAAAAAAUGAAGAAAAAAAGAAAAGAACUUUACAAAACGUGACAAGCAAGAAAACUGAUUAAAAAUUAAAGAGAAAUAAAUUUGUAUAAAGCAACACAGUCAUUUCUCAUUACAAACAAAUAACGGAUUAUCCCUCAUUAUAAAGUCAGUAAAAAAAGAUAUGAAAAUUGAUAAGAAUUUUUACAAAUCUGUACAUUAUUAUAGUUUUUAAUAGUUGAUAAAAAGAAAAUGAAACUGAAAAAAAAAGAAAUGAAAUUUCACUAUGUAUGUAAUUAAUGCGAAAAAAAUGAAGAAAUAAGUUUUAACUCCUUAAAAAAUUGAGAAAAUGAAUAAAAAAAAAUCUUGUUAUAUUCAAAAGCAUAUUGUGCAUAAUAUUUAUCAGAAAAAGGGAAGAAUUAACAAAGAAAAACAUACAAAAAAAUAAAUGAAAUGGUA
Molecule: messenger RNA, 5410 nt
Organism: Chironomus riparius
Lineage: Eukaryota; Metazoa; Arthropoda; Insecta; Diptera; Chironomidae
Source: the annotation of a GenBank genome assembly